CAACAAUGUUUUUCGACAAGGACGGUCAAGGCAAAACUCCUAUACUCUAAUAGAAGAAAACGGCUUAUUGCAUAUAUUGGCAAGUCAAGAGCAUCGUUUCCUGCGCCAAGAAGAGGCAAGACAUGGUCAAUCCAGCAAACCGUUGGUGAGGGGAAAAUUUGCCGUGUGGGCCCGUCCUGCAGCGUCUUUCACUACCCGCGUGGAAGGGAGAAUGCUCGUCACUCGCCACACUUGUGCCUGGAGCCGCUGACGAAGGAACUGACCGCUGGAAGCCAUGUCCCACCACCACCACCACCACCCGAGGGGUCAGCAGGGCCGCGCCAUGAGCGCCGAGGAGCGAUGCGCCACGCCAGUCCACAAGACCUCCACGCCCACGCACAAGAGUGCCUCCUCCUCGUCCUCCUCGCAGAGGGACAGCCGGCAGGAAGCCGAUAGCUGGGAAAUUAUAGAAGGACUGAAAAUAGGGCAGACAAGCGUCCAGCGCCCCGACAAGCAUGAAGGCUUCAUGCUGAAGAAGAGAAAAUGGCCGCUGAAAGGCUGGCACAAGCGUUUUUUCGUUCUGGACAAUGGCAUCCUGAAGUACUCCAAGUCCCCCAUCGAUAUUCAGAAAGGCAAACUGCACGGCAGUAUUGAUGUGGGGCUGUCAGUGAUGUCCGUUAAGAAGAGAGCCCGCCGCAUCGACCUGGACACAGAGGAGCACAUCUACCAUCUGAAGGUAAAGUCUCAGGAUGUGUUUGACGCCUGGAUGUCCAAGCUGCGUCACCACCGGCUCUACCGACAGAAUGAGAUCGUGCGGUCCCCGCGGGACGCAAGCAUCCGCACCUUCCCUCCCCCCACCGCCAACCUGGAGUCCCCCCAGGCUGCCCCGGCCCCCGUGCACGAGGUCAAGCAGCCCAAGCCCAGCACCUUGCCCUGGCAGCCAACUGUGACCAGCACCAGUCUGCCAGCCUCCUACAGCAAUGGCCAGAGCAAGGUGGCCGCCUGGCUACAGGAGUCCGAGGAGAUGGACAAGUGUGCAGAGGAGCUCGCACGCUGCCAGUCCAGCCUCAUUGAGCUCAGCAGGCUGCUGCAGAGUCUGGAGAUCCUGCAGAGGACCCAGUCUGCCCCCAACUUCACAGACAUGCAGACCAAUUGUGUAGAUAUAUCAAAGAAAGACAAGCGAGUGAGCAGAAGAUGGAGAACAAAAAGUGUCAGCAAAGAUGCAAAAAUGCAACUGCAGGUGCAUUCAUUAUCCCAAUCCAGACGGGCCAAAGUCCCUAUCAGCGCCAGCAUGUCCCCAGUGCGGCUGCACUCGUCCAACCCCAACCUGUGCGCUGAGCUGGGGGACUACCAGAACCCCGUGGCCCAUCUGACCGACAGCAUGGAGGGGGCCGGAGACUACAUCAAACUGCAGGAGGACUUCUGCCUCAUUGCCCAGAAAGUGCACUCCCUGCUGAAGUCGGCCUUCAACACGGUGGCCAUUGAGAAGGAGAAGAUCAAGCAGGCGCUGUCGGAGCAGGAGCAGGCUGGCCAGUCCACACAGAUCGUCACCCUCAGGCGCUCUUUAUCACAGGCCCUGUCCCAAAAUGCUGAGCUUCGGACCCGUCUGAACCGCAUCCAUUCUGAGUCGGUGCUCUCUGAUCAAGUGGUCAGUGUCAACAUCAUCCCCAGCCCUGAUGAGGCCGAGCAGAUCGUCGUGGGAAUCCCGCUCACGCAGCAAACCUCCAAUGAGAGCCGGCUGUCCAUGUCUGAGUCGGUGUCGGAGUUCUUUGACGCCCAGGAAGUGCUUCUGUCAGCGAGCUCUUCGGAAAAUGAGGCAUCAGACGAUGAGUCAUACGUCAGCGAUGUGAGCGAUAACAUUUCCGAGGACAACGCCAGCGUCAAUGACAACGUCUCCCGACAAAUUGCCAACGGUGACCUGGCCGGCGGGGCCUUCCGUAAUGGACGCCGCUCGUGCCUGCCCGCGCCCUCCCCGGACACCAGCAACAUCAACCUGUGGAACAUCCUGCGCAACAACAUCGGCAAAGACCUGUCCAAGGUGUCCAUGCCGGUGGAGCUGAACGAGCCGCUCAACACUCUGCAGCACAUGUGCGAGGAGCUGGAGUACACCGAACUGCUGGACAAGGCCGCCGACACCGAGGACCCCUAUGAACGCAUGGUCCUAGUAGCUGCGUUUGCAAUCUCAGGAUAUUCAUCCACGUACUACAGAGCGGGAAGCAAGCCAUUCAACCCUUUACUUGGAGAGACGUACGAAUGUAUCCGGGAGGACAAGGGCUUUUGCUUUUUCUCGGAACAGGUGAGCCACCAUCCACCAAUCUCAGCUUGUCACUGUGAAUCCAAAAAGUUCACCUUCUGGCAAGAUGUCAGAUGGAAAAAUAAGUUUUGGGGGAAAUCGAUGGAAAUCCUUCCCAUUGGGACCGUUAACGUCAUGCUUCCAAGCUAUGGAGACCACUACGAGUGGAACAAAGUCACCACCUGUGUGCACAACAUCCUGAGUGGGAGGCGGUGGAUCGAGCACUACGGCGAGAUCACCAUCCGCAACACCAAGAGCAGCGCCUGCAUCUGCAAGCUCACUUUUGUCAAGGGGAACUACUGGAGCUCCAAUGUGAACGAGGUGCAGGGCUUCGUGAUGGACCAGGAGGGGAAGGUGGUGCACCGGCUGUUUGGGAAGUGGCACGAGGGGCUCUACUGCGGCGUCCCGCCCUCUGCCAAGUGCAUCUGGAGGCCAGGCUCCAUGCCCAUGGACUACGAGCUGUAUUACGGCUUCACCCGCUUUGCCAUCGAGCUGAAUGAGCUGUGCCCCGUGAUGAAGGACAUGCUGCCGCCCACCGACGCCCGCUUCAGGCCCGAUCAGAGGUUCCUGGAGGAGGGUAACGUGGAGAUGGCGGCCGCCGAGAAGCAGCGCAUCGAGGACCUCCAGAGGACCCGGAGGAAGUGGAACGACGAGAACAACACCAAGUACCAGCCGCGCUUCUUCAAGAAAGUUGUGGAUCUCAGCCAGAGAGAGAGAUGGGUGUCCAACAAUACCUACUGGGAGCUUCGCAAAGAUCCCGGCUUCGUGAAGAUGGAGAACCCUCAACUGUGGUAGCACUUGGAUGGAUGCCUUCCUGCGCUCAACAUAUCAUCAUCGCCGACAAAAAGAAGCUUUACCUAUGCACAAUGAUGUUGAGAGCUGCGAUCUCUAUGUCAAGGCUACAUGCAUAAAACGUUGUGUCGGACUGCGGAACUGAGCGAUAACUAACCACAGCCACCAGCCGAAGGCCUGCAGCAUCCAGUCUUGUUCAACGCAGUCUCAGACUGUGCCCUCCCCACUAACUCGCAGAAAACAGGUUGGUCAGGGCAGUCCGUCUAAGGCCACCGUGUAGAUCUACCCCCUUGAGACCAUGUCAGGCUUUUGAGUAUUUCCUUGCCUUAAAAGAAAAACACACAAAAAACAUGAUUAAAACAAAGUUGGCUUACCACCACUACUGUCACACACUUUAAGCUUUUUGUGACCGCUCAGUUGAUUUGUUACAGCGCUAUAUGGGUUAGGCCAGUGUUUGAGCUUAGGUCUCAGUGAACUAUACCUACAAUAUAUCAUGCAUGUUUAGAAGGCAGCUUUUUCAUUGGCAUAUGCUAAAAUGACUUGUCACCUCAUUUGUAGAUUUAAAAAGUAGUGGUAUUUUUGUAAAAAACAACAAAAAAGAUGAAGAAAAGUGAACACAUUAAAAUGAUAAAUAGGUAUCCAACAAAUGUGUGAGCCUUACCCACAGGCAACAGAGCCUUGUCCGUGAACCUCUAUCAUAGCUGUACUCUCUCUUGGAACACGCGGCUCUGGUUUGAUUGUUGAGAAUGUUCUGUGGAGUACACAAGUGGACACUAGUCAUGUGUGCACAUGCACCCAACGUUUGAUUUAUCCCAAUGACGCACCCAAAGAAUUAGAUUUUAUUGUAAAUGAUGUUGAGAGCUGAUCUCAAAGACAAUGUGCAGCUCUGUAGUUGCCAGCAGACUUCAGACCUUGUCCCUCUUUUGCCUCUAUGAACUCAGCAUUUGGACUUCCACACAACAUCCUCUGCUUCUACUCUGCUUUUUUCUGUUUUUACACUAUACAAUUUGACGUAUAUCCACCAGGAAAUACCAGAGCCGUAUAUACAGUACCUGUAUACUGUAUACGGCUCUGGGAUAUACAUACCACUGGGUCCCCCUGCUGGCUGUCAGUAGGUACUACAUAAAGAAACAGAAGGCAGUCAGAGAUUAGGGACUUAAACCACAUUCUGUAUUCCAGGCACACAGAGGUCAGAGGCUUGGCAGAUAACUGGCGUGAGGGAAUCAUACAGAUAUAGAAUAGAAUUUAUGAUUUUCAUAAGCCAAAGAAGAAAGAAUACUCAAACAGAAAUGUGAAUGUUAAAUGAAGAAGUUAUAUAUACCAGGAGAGUUUAUGGCCAUGAUACAAGGAUUUACCAAAACGACCAGUGUACAGGACAUUUGAUUUAAAGACCUUUCCAUCACCACUGCCUUGCAUUUUUUUUAGAUACACAUUCCAUGCUUUUUUUACACACAAUAGUUUUGGAAACUACUAUCGUUUUUAACAUGCUUUAGUUUACUACGGAAUCAUUAUUUUCUGAUUCUUAAAUACAUGUAAAACAAAACUUAAAUACAACAAAUGCUCAAAUUGAUCAAGACAUCAACCAUACAUCUAAGCAAGCGACGUAUACAGUUUUUUUUUUUUUUAAUUGUUAUAGGCUUGUGUAAAUUAUAUUAAGGACCAUAAUCUUCUUGUGUUCUGUAGAAUGUUUUGUCCUUAGGUUACAGGAAAAUACAUCACGGAUAUUAGACAAGUAGCCUGAUGUGUUAAGUACUCAAUUCCAUACAAUAGCUUCACUCAACGCAGUGUGUUGUUCACUGUGUUAAGACAUGUUUCACUGCGUCAGCUCCACUUGCUGUGCCUUAACACAUCUACUGAACACCGUUUGACCACAGACUCUUAUGAUCCAAUAACUAGGAGAGUGUUUCCUCAACUAACACUACCGCUUCUACAUAGCUUACCGGCUCUCUCCUAAAGCAGUGUCUGUAACAAUGGGAUGAACAAAGCUGGACUUGUGCUCUCUACACCCCAAAUGGCUGAUUCUACUAAGUCACAUAAAUCUUCCCUGCAGAGCAACCACUCAUUGGCCUAAGGGUCAUUUUUCUUGAAAAUUGAAAGGGAAUUCCAGUCAUGCUGUCCAGUGUGCUUAUAUGUGUGCCACACGUGUACUUGAUCAAGGUGGUGAAGUAUAGAAAGACUUGUUACUAUGUAUAAUGGUGGACAGACAACGCAGUGUACAUCAGCUGCUGAUUCCAGCUCUUGAUGCGGUCAUUCAUUUUACAGAUGAGUAGUGAACAGCAGUUAUCAAUACUGUGUUCACUGUGCAGAAGCAUCAGGGUGCAUUGCCAUAUUGUGGCAAUGGUUUUGACCAAGGAUGGUAAUGACGUGGUAAUAUGCAUAUUUAUUGGGAGUUGAUUGUUGAUUGAACUGCUGUAACGAAGACUUCAUAUGAUGAUCAAAUGUUGUCCAGUUAAGAAUUUUAUAUUUUAAGACAUUUUGGCAUCAAAUAGUUUGCUGUAUCUGAAGUCAGAUAAAGUCCUGUUGCUGAUCUUGGUUAACUAAAGCUAAGCUAAGGGACUCAGUGUCUGAUUAGUCACAUUGUACUGUUCCUUAUAUCUGCAUGUAUAAAAGACAUAGCCUGCCAAUGAAUGUUGCAAAUGCCUUACAAAAAUAUUUUGUUUGUUUGAUUUUCUUGUUUGUGUUUUUCAAUUGGGAGUUUUUUUCACUUUGGAUUUCCCCCUUAAGCAGACAUGCACAAUUGCGUGCUGUGAUGGGCUGUCAUCUUUGUUACAUCAAUCCAUAUAAUGAUGGGUUCCCUCUGAAGAAGUGCAAUUGUAUAAGAACAUAUCUUUCCAUGAACACUGUACACUGCUGCUACAUAGUGCUUGUUCUAAUAUAAAAAAAAAACAACUAUAGAAAAAAAUCAUGCCUCCUGUUGUUGUAUUAGUGUGGGGGACAUCAAGUGUUGACUGCACAGGCACUCCAGUUAAACAAUUUCAAACAGCUGACAAGAUACUUCCAGAUAGACAUGUGUUUGGUUCAUUUCUAUGGUGUCAGAAAUCUGAGUACUUGAUCAAGGAUCAAGCGUCUUCUGUUGUCAUUUACAAACAUGUAUUAGCACAGUACAUAACCGGAUGUAAUUCAGGAAAAAAAUUAAUAAAAUCAUGUAUCUUCAA
Messenger RNA from Alosa sapidissima (American shad), 6219 nucleotides. RefSeq names its product oxysterol binding protein-like 6 (gene osbpl6). The coding region runs from base 275 to 3067 and encodes 930 amino acids. Lineage: Eukaryota; Metazoa; Chordata; Actinopteri; Clupeiformes; Clupeidae. The transcript is spliced from 24 exons. Gene Ontology annotation, cellular component: intracellular membrane-bounded organelle; cytosol; perinuclear endoplasmic reticulum. The record is from RefSeq and is a predicted model, not a curated record. Gene Ontology annotation, molecular function: cholesterol binding.